AUGUACAAGGCUGAUAUGAAAGCGGCCAGAGAUUCAAUGAUAAAUUUGGCUAUGAAGAGAUUUCACGGGGCGCCGCGUGCCCUCGUCAUUGGUGAUCCUACGUAUUUCCAAUCGAUCAGUAACAGUGUAGACGUGUACGCAACAGAAACAAAUCCAGAGGAAUUAGCCGAGGCAAUUUUAGAACAAAUUGGUUAG
Messenger RNA from Gongylonema pulchrum, 195 nucleotides. The record is from the annotation of a GenBank genome assembly. Lineage: Eukaryota; Metazoa; Nematoda; Chromadorea; Rhabditida; Gongylonematidae.